Molecule: messenger RNA, 450 nt
Organism: Trichomonas vaginalis G3
Lineage: Eukaryota; Parabasalia; Trichomonadida; Trichomonadidae
Product: protein of unknown function, DUF4106 family
Exons: 1
Coding region: 1-450 (149 amino acids)
Source: RefSeq, a predicted model, not a curated record
AUGCAGAGAAUAUUAGAGAAGAAACACUUCAGAAACAAACAGAAAGAGAUAGAAUACAUUUCGAAGAAAUUGCAAUCUUACGAUUGGAAGACUUACCCUCAUAGAUGUCUUCUUAUCUUAGAUGACUUUGCUUCUCAUCCUUUGUUAAAGAACAGAGAACAAGACAUGUGUCGAAUUCUCAAGAAGCUCAGACACUUUAACAUUUCAGUUGUCAUUUGUGUACAGACAGCCAAGAGUUUAAGUAAGGAUGUAAAGAGAAUACUUACUGAUAUCAUACUUUUCCCUGGAUUGUCCGAAGACGAUUUCAUGGAACUUAUGAAAGAGUCCAUGGCAGGUAAGUUUGACAGACAUGAACUAUGGGAGAAGUACAAAGUCAUACAAGACCCUCAUACUUCUUUCAGAAUUCAUAUCUACGCAAACAAAGUUCAAAUUGUAAAAAGUCAAGCUUGA